Molecule: messenger RNA, 988 nt
Organism: Saccostrea cuccullata (small rock oyster)
Lineage: Eukaryota; Metazoa; Mollusca; Bivalvia; Ostreida; Ostreidae
Exons: 5
Coding region: 102-641 (179 amino acids)
Cellular component (GO): sarcoglycan complex
Source: RefSeq, a predicted model, not a curated record
AAAUUUAUAUAUAUAAAAAAAUUCUUUGUUACUUUAUUCAUGUUAUUAGUUCAUAAAUUUGCCUAAAUUUGAAGUUAUGACAGAAUCUGGACUGUGACAAAAUGGAGGAAGACUUCAACCCACCAACAGUUUGUCCAGACGGCAGAUGCCGGGAUCUGACCGAUGAUUUCAUCUACAUCGUUAUCGUUCCCCUUCUCAUCGUUCUCAUCGUGGCUGCUGUCCUCGCUGUGGUGUUGUUUCGUCGGAAGACUAAAAGAGUUGAAUCUCCGGAAGAAAAUGGUGUUCAGCUGGCCAGGUACAAUUCAAUUCGCCGAGCUUCACAAAACAUCAGAGAACUGUCCAAUCACAGGGAUUCUAUGCUGUCAACAAGUAGAAGUGGGUCAAUGUCAUUCAUAGAUGCAGAGAGGCCCCAAAGAGGGGGUCGGCCAUCUAGAAAUUCUACCUACUCUGCACCCUCCACACUUCAGAGAGAAAGAAGACAUACAACAUCAGAUGAAAGAACCUCCCCACCCACCUAUACAGAACUAUUCUCUUCUUUUGGUCAUCCCCCAAGGGACAAUCACUCUGACAGAUCUAGUCUUCGAGUUCCAUUGGUCUAUUAUCAACACAGUGGAGAAGAAAGAGCAGUAAUCCAUAAUUAGGGCCCCGCAAGGAUUUGCGGGUGCCCUAUAGUAAUCACUCUGUCUGUCCGUCUGUCUGUCCGUCUGUCUGUCCGUCUGUCACUCUUCCGUCCACAAAUUUUCUGUUUUUUUCUAAUAACUUUUUUUAUGGUUGCCCAAUCAAGUUUAAAUUUGGUAUGGUAGUUCAAUAGGCAGAAAUACAUAUUUUGAUGCUAAAUUUAAUUCUCUAUGUCUUCUGGUUUGGAGCUGGGGUGGUGGGGUAGAUUCCUUAACUAUGCAUAAGAAUGAACUUGCAACUUUUUUUAUGGUUGCCCAAUUAAGAUCAAAUUUGGUGCAGUAGUUCAGUAGGCAAAAAUACAUAUUUUGAU